This is a messenger RNA of Pocillopora meandrina, 1671 nucleotides long. The record is from the annotation of a GenBank genome assembly. Lineage: Eukaryota; Metazoa; Cnidaria; Anthozoa; Scleractinia; Pocilloporidae.
AUGAAAAUGUUUGCUGUGUCGCUAGGAACUGGAAUUGUAGGAGUUGUCCUGAUUGCUGUCACUGCAGGCUUAGCAGCCCCAGCGGUAGUAGCUGCUGGAGGUGUCUUAGGUAGUGCACUGGCCGGAGCUGGUUUUCAAUCACUGCAGCAGACCGUGGAUGGGAAGUCCGUUGUGACUGAAGAGUGCGAUACUAAACAGUGGUUGUUGAAAGCGGGGAUUGGAUUUGUUUCUGGGGCAGCAAUUGGAGGUGCUACAGUAGGCAUCACAGCAGGUGUAGCAGGCCUUGGAAACAGUGUCAUGAAGUCUGCAGCUUUGAAGAUGGGUCAAAGCAUAAAGAUUGGAGCAGGAACCGGUUCCGUUGGUGGAGCUGUGUCAUCCGUUGCCUCAGAUGUCGGGAGAAAGUUUGUUGAUGGAGAAGAAGUCACAUUGAAGCAGGCAGUUUGUCACGUAGCCUUUGGUGCUUCCAUUGGUGCUGCUGCAGGAAUAGCAGGAGGUGCUUUCUCCAAAGCUUUAGUAGGUGGCCAGUCAUCAGCAGCAACUGCUAAUCUCGAAGUCGAGGUCGGAGAACAGAUUGCGGUACUGACUGGUGCAAGACGUGUCGCCAAUGUUCUGGCUAAGAACAUUCCUCGAGCCUUGACGGAGUCUGGAACCGAAGCAGUGAUGGGAACAGCAGCUCAAUUUGUCGAGGAGCGCCUAGAUGAUUCUGUGGAAAAUCAAAGCCUGGGACAACAUCUUAGCAGGGGAGCUGCGAAUUUUACUUUCAAUGCUCUCAAAGUCGGUGUUCGAGAAACCGCCACUGGACUUGUUUCUCACAUGAAAAACGAAAUCAAAGUCUUAAAACGAGUAAAAAAGUACUCGAACGACGAUAAAAGCGUGAGGCUUGGUAACAAAAGAGUAGAGAGAGUAAAACUUUAUUUGGAAAAUAACGAGCAUCUAGUCAAAUAUGAAGAAAGCUCUUGUUCAGCAACCUAUCAUCCUCUGGAAUCUGAAGAGCUGUUGAAGGACAAAACGUACCCAUUGCCUACAAUCUACGAAGAAGCUGACGUCCCUAGCGAACAAAUGGAUCCCCUGAGUGCAAACGAGUAUGUGAACCCCGUGGUCGAUAUUGAUGGUGAAGUUGGCCUGAAUGACUCUCGUGGUCAGGUGAAACAUGAACGCUUUGAAGAAAACAAAGAGCAUCUCAUCAAAUUGGGAGAAAGCGCAUGUUCCCCAACCAAUCAACCCUUGGAAUCAGACCAACUGUUGGAGAACGAAACCAGUCCACUGCCAGUGGUCAGUGAAGAGGCUUGCGUCCUUGAAGAACACGAAUCAGAUCAACUAGAAGAUAUGGAGAUCAAAUAUAUAUCUGAGGGGGCUUGGACCUCUAGAAUGAUUGUCAGUUUCUUUCUUGAUGGCAAGAAAACUACGCAACCAGUGUCAGGGAGCGGAAAAUUCGUCACCAUUCCUUCUCGUGCAAAAGAUAUUGAAGUCAAAUUUCAAGUGAGGCGACCAUUCUGGGGUGACGUCAUGAAGUAUAAUCGCUUUAGAGAGGCCUGGUUUCGACCUUAUGAGCCGCAUGUCUUCAGGUACGACAAACCUACUAACCGUACGUUUACCAUUAGCGGCAAUCUGUGGUGGGAAGCUGUUAUGGGAGUCACCAAUGAAUACCAUGAUGAAACAAAGGAACUGUGA